AUUCUGAGACUGAUACAGAGAUUGAUCCAGACUCCAUUAAAUCUAUUUACAGUGAAGAACUGAGAGUUAUUUGUGGCAGCAUUAAAGAACAGAUCAUCAUAAACGAAAACUUCAGUAACUAUUCUUCUUGGCAUAAUUGUAGUGUAAUUCUGUCUCAUUUACUGGAGAAAAGGGCUCAAGGAUUUUUCUCAAAGGAGAAAGUUCUGACAGAGGAGUAUGACCUUGUACAUCAAGCUCUUUUUACCGACCCAGAUGAUCAAAGUGGAUGACAUUGGACCCACCACAUUCUCAAUACUACAAGGAUGAAUAUAGCUUAGUCGUGUUAAAGCAGAUUCUCAUAUUUUUUGUGCUUCUGCGGCUGACCUCCAGUCCGGAAUCUUUGCUGAGGCAUUGCUGUCAUUACUGGGACUCGGCAUCAUCAGGCACCAAUAAUUAUAUCUGUUUACGACUCAGUAAUCUUUCAUUGUCACAUGUUGGGUCUAUUGAGAAAUUACUGUGGGUCCAAAUGUUAGACCUCAGCCACAACCAACUUAUCUCAAUUGAAGGAUUGCAGGCUAUGCAGCUUCUUCCUUGCUUGAACCUCAGAAACAACAAAAUGGGUAGUUUUUCUACCCUGGAGCCUUUAAAACUAGUAAAGUCAUUGAAAGUGUUGGAUAUCUCAUACAACGAAAUCAGUGCACACGCUGUCGACACAAGAAGUACGCAAAGUGAAAGAAUGGAGGUUGAUUCAAAUGUUGGUGAGAAUCCUUUAAUACAUGAGGGCGAAGACGUUGAAGAACCUAAAAAGGGUAUGGGUUUUAGCUCAAGGGAAGAGGUGUACACAUAUUAUGGCAAAUAUGCUAAGCAUGUUGGAUUUUCUAUAGCUCAUAGAGUGCAACAUUUUGGAGAUGAUGGGCAAUUGCUAAACUUUGCAAUUGAAUGUUCUCGAGCGGGGCAGAGAAAAAAGAAAUCAGAAGUCAACCCUUUGAAGCCAUGUUUGUCCACAAAGAUUGGUUGCACAGCAAGGGUACGAGGUAGUGUACAAAAGGAUGGGAGAUAUAAACUAACCACAGUUAACCUUGAGCAUAAUCAUGAUUUGAUUCCCACCGACUCACGUCAUUUUGCAAUGAAUAAGAAAAUUCUUACUCCUGUGAAGAGAAGAUUAGAAAUUAAUGAUCAAGCAGGGAUUGGGGUGUCUAGGAACUUUCAUUCAAUGGUUGUUGAAGCAGGGGGAUACGAGUCAUUGACAUUUGACGAGCGAGAUGCAAGAAAUUACAUUGAGAGCUAGAAGGUUGAGGCUUGGGGAAGGUGAUGCCGAAUCACUUCAAAGUUAUUUUAUGAGAAUGCAAGCACAUAGUGAGAGAUUCUUUUAUGUGAUUGAUGUUGAUGAGGAGUUUCGCAUUAGAAACUUAUUUUGGGCUGAUGCAAAGAGUCGGACGACUUAUGAAGAUGUCGUUUCAUUUGGCACAACUUAUUUGAUGAACAAAUAUGACACGCCAUUUGCUCCAUUUGUCGGAGUUAAUCACCAUGGACAGUCUAUUUUGCUUGGUUAUGGAUUGUUGUCUAGUGAAGACACUAACACAUUUGUUUGGCUAUUCAAGUCAUGGUUAAGUUGUAUGUCAAAUCAUCCGCCAAAAGCUAUCAUAACUGAUCAGUGUAGAGCUAUGCAAAAUACUAUAGAAAUUGUGUUUCCACAAGCUCGACAUCGGUGGUGCUUAUGGCAUAUCAUGAAGAAAAUUUCGAAGAAGUUGAAAGGAUAUGCUUAGUAUGAAGCCAUAAAGUUGGCUAUGCAAAAUGCAGUUUAUGACUGUUUGACAAGAACUGAAUUUGAGAGUAAAUGUGAAGAGAUGCUUGCAACAUUUAAUCUUUAUGAUAAUGAGUGGUUGGGGGUACUAUAUGAUAAGCGGCAUCGAUGGGUACCUGUCUAUGUUAAAGAUAUUUUUUGGGCUGGCAUGUCAAGUACACAACGAAGUGAAAGUGUGAAUGCGUUUUUUGAUGGAUAUGUAAAUCCAAAAAUUACACUGAAGCAAUUCGUUGAACAAUAUGACAAUGCCUUGAGAAAUAAGCUAGAGAAAGAGAAGAAAGCAGGCUUCAAGUCUCGACACAAAUUGUUUGAUUGCCUAACUAUAUAUGGUUUUGAGAAGAAAUUUCAGCAAACCUACACCAAUGCGAAAUUCAAAGAAGUUCAAGGAGAGUUGAAGAGAUUAGUUUACUGUCAGGCGGUGAUUGUAGAAGAGGAGGGAUCAAUUUCUACAUAUAAUGUCCAAGAAACGAUGGUAGUUUGUGAGAAGAUGAAGCAUGUGGACUUUGUUGUCUAUUUUAAUUCAACUGAAUGUGAAGUUCAAUGCAUAUGUCGGUUGUUUGAGUUUAGAGACAUUAUGUGUGCUCACUCACUCGCUGUGCUUGUCAGAAUAUGCAUAAAUGAGGUGCCAAGUAAAUACAUUUUGCCCCGGUGGAGAAAAGAUGUGGAUAGAGAAUACGCAUGCAUCAAAACCACAUACACCGGCUUUGGGAAUGAUUUCAAUGCAAGUACCUGUGAGAGGAUGAACAAAGGAAUACAUUUAUGAUAGUACUGGUCCUAAAGUUAAUAAAAAAUAGUUCAUAGAAAGGUAGUGGAGCUGCCAUUCUCAGAUUGUCACGCUGGUGCUGGUGCUGCUGAGAGAUGGAGUUCGAGUGAUGGGUUUCAAGGUGCACUACCUUCUGCAUAAGCUCAGAAUCAGAAUCACCCUUGGAGGUGAUUCUGAAAAUCAGCUUAUUUACCCUCCAAAAAAGCUGUUAUAAGUUUUAGUUGGUGUCAUAAAGCUGUAACAAACAGUUAGAUUCUGCUUUAUUUAAGCUAAAAUCUAUAAGUUGAGUAGAAUAUGGGCAAUAACAGUAUGGAAUUAGAAGUUAAAAAGAGGUGUGGUGAUGGCUUAUGAGGACAAAAGUGUCAUUUUAAUCAAUGGACAAUAAAUGUACGUGGAACCAUAUA
Molecule: messenger RNA, 2950 nt
Organism: Camellia sinensis
Lineage: Eukaryota; Viridiplantae; Streptophyta; Magnoliopsida; Ericales; Theaceae
Product: geranylgeranyl transferase type-2 subunit alpha 1
Molecular function (GO): protein binding
Source: RefSeq, a predicted model, not a curated record